Messenger RNA from Hymenoscyphus albidus, 2115 nucleotides. The record is from the annotation of a GenBank genome assembly. NCBI's taxonomy places the organism in Eukaryota, Fungi, Ascomycota, Leotiomycetes, Helotiales, Helotiaceae.
UGGAGGCCGUACGAGUACAGCUUGAAGCUCCCUCGCUCAGCCAUGGACGCAGCGUUUAUGCCCACCGAAAUCGCCGUCAAGCACUUUGUUUCUCAUACCUUUACUCUGCAUCUCGGUCCGUCUGUCACCAGUCUAGGAAAACCCAUCCGCAAUUUGAUUUUGGGGGUGGUGGCCAUCUAUUGCGUUACCGAUCUCGUCCGGACCGUUGCGCAAAGUGUCCUCUUGGGGGAACAGGGUGGUCACUCUCACCACCGGGGAAGUCAAACUACAGACGAUUGAAGGGCCAAGUACUGUACAGUGCUCCCUACCAAGCAGAAGUAGCCAGCAAGCACAGAACACAUAAUAUAUUGGUGUCGAUGUGCUAACACUGCAAUUCAUUGCCAUUCUCUCCCCACUACAUUACAUUCUUUUUCCUUUCCCACGGCCAUUGGCUUCUAUUCUUUUCAUUGGUUCGUGUAGCUAUUAGCAAGCUGCAAGCUGCUAGCGGCCACUUGCACCACCAAUUAAUUCCACCAUGGUCUUUUCCCCAUCCUCGCUGGCGCUGGCAUCAGCUUUAUUUCUUGCCUCGGCGCAAGCUACAUAUCUCAGCAACGAACUGAGUUUUGGUCAUAAUGGAAAGUCAGUCGAGUCCUCUACUCUCUACUCUACCCUUCCCACUAACAAAAUCCAGAAUAUCACCCAAUGCGCGAGUAAUACCACACUGGGCCAUCAUAGGGAAACCAGACCCUCCUUCCAUUCUCUCCAACAAAGUAGUCCUCACCCCACCAGUGCCAGGGAAUCAGAGAGGAGCAGUAUGGGCAGAUUCCGCAUUGGCACAUUCCCAAUGGACGGUCGAUGUCGAUUUCCGAGCAACGGGACCAGAACGUGGAGGAGGAAACAUGAAUAUAUGGUAUGCCCAUAAAGGGAAAGAUGUAGUUGCAACAUCAAGCAUAUACACGGUUGGGAAAUUUGACGGAUUGGCGCUUGUUGUGGACCAGUAUGCAGGAUCAGUAAGGGCUCUUUACUUUCACAAUUCAUGAAUUCACAAUUAACAAUACAACAGGGCGGGUUCAUAAGAGGUUUCCUCAACGAUGGUAGUACCGACUACAAAUCUCACCACAGUGUAGACAGUCUCGCCUUUGGUCACUGCACUUAUCCCUUCCGAAACCUAGGACGUCCAUCACGAAUUACCAUCCGUCAAACCGAUAAAUCUUUUAAAGUAAGCGUCGAUGGAAACCCAUGUUUCGAGUCCGCCAAAGUCAAGCUUCCCUUAGGAAACUACUUUGGUAUGACCGCCGCCUCAGCAGAGAACCCUGAUUCUUUCGAGGUCUUCAAAUUCGUUACCACAACCGACAAUCACGCCUCCGAUUCUGCAGGCGGCCAAAAACAAGCAGAGAAACCAGCAACCGGGAAACCAGCUCCAAAACAAGACAGAGGAAAACAAAGCUCCGCAAGUCCAUUAUACUUUGAAGAUACUCCCGCUUCUCAAUAUACCAGCUCCGAAGCGCAAUUCGCAGACCUACACAAUCGUCUUCAAGCAAUGAUGAAGCACAUCUCCACCAUCAACCGGGAUUUCAACGAAUACCAAACCGAGGCUACACGUCGCGCAGACGAAGCUGGCCGUCGUCACGAUGCCCUCCUCUCCAAGCUCCUCUCCCUCGAAUCGCUCCUCAAAUCUCAACCGGAUCCAUCUAAUUCGCUUAAAGACAUCAGUUCCGAUGUACGAUCCACCAAGGCAGAACUACAUAAUUUGCUACAGCAACAUGCGGCCGGGAUCAAGCUUGCCGUUCGGGACACGCACGAUAAUAUGAAAUUGAGCUUGGAAAAUAGCGGGCAUUCGCUGCUCAAGUUCUUUGGGGUGGUGAUGGGAGCGCAGGUUAUUGUGGGGGGUGCUUAUGUGAUGUAUAAGAGGAGGAAGGCAGGUGGGGUGAAGAAGUAUUUGUGAGGUAUGGAGGUGAUGGACGAACGGAUAGGAAUCAAGAAAGCGAAUGAAUGUGAAUGGGAAGGGGAGGGGAUGGAUAGGGGAUUGGAUGGGAAAAAGCGGGUAUGGAUGCUUGUAUUUAUAUGUUGUUGGUUUUGUUUUUUCACUAGAUCGUAGUGUUGUUUAGCGAGAAUGAGUCAAAGAUUUAUGUUCAA